AUGCCCACCAAGAACGUCGUCGACGAGCGCAUCUCGAAAUUCAAAAACAAGGGCAAAGAUCCAGCGAAACUGCGAGAGAAACGGAUCUCUGUGUGCGUGGAGCUGCGCAAAGCUAACAAGGAUGAAAGCUUCCUGAAGAGGCGAAACAUAACGCUGUCCUCUCUGCCGGACGAGGAGGCUCUUUCUCCCGAUUCCACCUCCAACGACAAAGUCGCGUAUGUAUCCAUUGAGGAGAUAGUCAAAGACGUGAACAGUGACUGCAGGGAGUCUCAAACCCGAGGCUGCCAGGCAGCCAGAAAGCUGCUUUCUCAGGAGCGUAACCCUCCUCUGAAGGAGAUCAUAGAUGCUGGCCUGCUGUCCCGCUUUGUGUCCUUCCUGUCUAUGGACGAUGAGUCGACGCUGCAGUUUGAGGCCGCUUGGGCUCUGACUAACAUUGCCUCUGGAACAUCUUGGCAUACACAACAGGUGGUGGAACAUGGGGCUGUGCCAGCUUUCAUCUCCCUGCUGGCCUCACCACUGUUGCACAUCAGUGAACAGGCUGUGUGGGCUCUAGGAAACAUUGCAGGUGACGGUGCAUCUUAUCGGGACAUCCUGAUUGAAUGCAGUGUCGUCCCAGCCUUGCUGGCCCGCAUCUGCCCGGACACACCAGUUGGUUACCUGCGUAACCUGACAUGGACAUUAUCCAACUUGUGCCGAAAUAAGAAUCCAUUUCCUCCCUUGUCUGCAGUCCUGCAGUUGCUUCCCUCUCUGAUCCAGCUGCUCUAUCUCAGUGAUAAGGACAUCUUGUCUGAUGCAUGCUGGGCGAUCUCCUACCUGUCAGAUGGCGACAACGAUCGCAUCGAUGUAGUUGUAAGAACUGGUAUUGUCGCUCGGCUGGUGGAGCUCAUGAGCCACGAGGAGCUCAGUGUCAUGACCCCGGCUCUCCGCUCCAUCGGCAACAUUGUGAGCGGCUCUGACCUGCAGACCCAGGCGGUGAUCGAUGCUGGGGUUCUGAGCACCCUACCGCAACUAAUGAGGCACACUAAGGCCAGUGUGCAGAAGGAGGCAGCGUGGGCACUGUCCAACAUCGCUGCAGGUCCCUGUAAGCAAAUCCAACAGCUCAUCACCUGCGGACUGCUCCCCCCUCUGGUUGAACAGCUUAGAAAUGGAGACUUCAAGACACAAAGGGAGGCAGUGUGGGCAGUGACUAACUUCACCAGCGGGGGCACUGUGGAGCAGGUGGUUGCUCUGGUGCAGAGUGGAGCUCUGGAGGCAAUAAUCAACCUGCUGCAGGUCAAGGAUGCUAAAGUCAUUCUGGUCAUACUGGAUGCCAUCAAUAACAUGUUCAUGGCAGCAGAGAAGCUCGGUGAGAUGGGGAAACUGAGCCUGUUGGUUGAAGAGCUGGGAGGACUGGAUCGCAUCGAGUUGCUGCAGAACCAUGACAACGAUAUGGUGUACCAGGCUGCACACAGCCUUAUAGAAAAGUACUUUGGUGAAGAUGAGGUUGAUGGCGUCAAGGUGGACACAACCAGUGAUGCAUUUGUAUUUGAGUGCCCUGAUAUUCAAAAGACCUUUGAAUUUUAA
Limanda limanda (common dab) is the source of this 1563-nucleotide messenger RNA. RefSeq names its product karyopherin alpha 7 (importin alpha 8) (gene kpna7). Gene Ontology annotation, molecular function: protein binding; nuclear import signal receptor activity. Gene Ontology annotation, cellular component: cytoplasm; nucleus. The transcript is spliced from 12 exons. The record is from RefSeq and is a predicted model, not a curated record. Bases 1 to 1563 code for a protein of 520 amino acids. NCBI's taxonomy places the organism in Eukaryota, Metazoa, Chordata, Actinopteri, Pleuronectiformes, Pleuronectidae. Gene Ontology annotation, biological process: NLS-bearing protein import into nucleus.